Molecule: messenger RNA, 4614 nt
Organism: Ochlerotatus camptorhynchus
Lineage: Eukaryota; Metazoa; Arthropoda; Insecta; Diptera; Culicidae
Exons: 7
Coding region: 762-4274 (1170 amino acids)
Cellular component (GO): nucleus
Molecular function (GO): ubiquitin protein ligase activity
Source: RefSeq, a predicted model, not a curated record
UUCGCUUACUCGUAAAAAAAAAGUGAUCCAAUCGUCCGUCUGACCGAAAAAACAGCCAACAAAAGCAGCAACAACGGGGUUUAGUUUUGUGUGUGUUGAACCUACGUUUGUGCGAUGGUUGUCGAACGUCGUCAUCGCGUUAAUUUACUGCGACGUUUUUCCUUUCAAAAUUAUAAUGUCAACCACUCGGACGGGUUCUUUAGUUUUUAUGUUUCAUCAGCUGUGAAUAAUAGUCAUAAUAAUCGCAUAAUUUCAAGUAUGGAUCAUCCGGAUCCUGCUGCGAUUUGUCUUUUGUCGAAAAGUGUAAUUUUGUAUUGUGAAUAAGUAGAAGAAACAGACAGAACAAUACGCACAACUUUUUUUUUUCUCGUGAAAGGCUUCAAAGGCAGACAGGAAAAUUUGCCAUUUUGCUGCAAUCUAAUGGCACCAGAUGGAUUUGUUGUAAUGUAAGGCGAACUGAAACGCAAGCUAGAUUAAUUUAGAUAAGAUUGGUUCAAUGGUAGAACAUUUUGGCUGAGCAGGAUCGUUCGGAGUCUAUUGGUUCGUGUAAAUGAAGUACUGAGUGACAACCAUAAAAAUAUGUUGUUUACGAAAAUAUGACCUAACUACGAACAGUAAGGUGAAUCUGUGCAAUGAUCAAUAUUGGUGUGUAAAUAAUGUGUAUUGUAAUAGGCAGCAUUAUUGGAAGAUUUGUCUGUGUCAUCAAGUGAGACGGAGUUUCUAGUUGAUAAGGAUUGUUCUAAAAAAAAAACUCGGAAAUUAUGGAUGAAAAUACGGGAUCCAAUGGCGGAGGCGAAACAGACAUGCAUUCUUCCCCUUCCUCCAGUCGAGUCUUUCGACCUGACACCUUGCGGGAUAUUCUGGACACGGCAAUUCAAUCCAAUGUUGAUUCAGCCGAGGCUUCAGAAUUGGAUGUUGACGCACCGCUAUUCGCAACCGGUGGCCUACAUGACUAUAUGCCACCACUGGUCCUGCCACGGGGACGGAAUGCUGCCAAUUUCUACGAUAACAUGGCUUAUUUUCCUCCAUCGGCGCAUGUAGAAACGGCUCGCACCAAUUUUGGCUUGUUUGGCCCCACUUCGGUUGGGUAUUUACCAUCUCAUCACCACCAGCAUCAUCAUCGUUCGCCUCAUAUAAUGCAAUCGGAUCGAUGCUCACCGAGUUUUCACCAUACAGCUUUCAGUUCGCGUCCUACCGGUACCGGGUCUUUCAUUGUACGCCAACCGGUGAAUGUCGAUCCAGUACCUGGUUCAAGCGAUGGCUCAAACUCUGCUAUGAGACCGAGGUCCUACUCAAGACCUCCGCGAUCCUCAGAAGAAGCCACUUCCAACUGGAACAAUCAAAACUUCCAUCAUACGCCGCAUUACUCAGGUGCUGGUAGUGGGGAUCGAGACGGGCGUGGUUGUUUCAACCGGAAACGCCACCACAACUGUGAUAUACACAAUAAACCCAAAAAAUCUACACAGUUGGAGAGAUCUCAUGCCCAUCACCCGGUGGUCGGAUCAGUAGAUUAUAGACUGAUCAAAAGGGAACCCCCGCCCAGCCGAUCACGGCCGCCGGUCAAAGCCGAACCGGAGGAGAGUUUAUCUGAACCAAAUAGGCCUUGCGAAAACCUGCUCCUACAAAUCAAGAAGGAAGAGAAACCGGAAAUGGGCGACAGUGCCAAGAUCAAACAGGAAAAUAACUGUCCCUGUGAUUUUUGUUUGCCCAAUCAAGGUGAAGAACGAAACUGUCAGAACCACCAUAAUAUGAUCAAGAAAGAACCAAAAGUAGAAUGUGCCAACGUCGUUAAACAGGAAUCGCAAGUCAAAAAGGAGGAAGAUUGUAAGGCUGAAUCGGACAAGCAGGAAAUAUAUGUUCCCACAGUAGCUGUUCCCUCGGAAGAGCCAAUGCCGGGUCCAAGUGGAUUGAAUCGUCACCUGCAAGACAUCUUGCAGCAGGAUAGAGGUAAUAAGCACGGGAACCGCUUUCCGGUUUUUUCCGAUGACGACGACGACGACGAUGAUGAUGAUGAUGAUGACGACGACGACGACGAAAACGACGAUGCUUGUGGUGAUUAUUGUAGUGGUGGCUCGGACGUUGCUGCCAAAAUCAGAAACACAUCCGAUGCCAAUGUGGAGUCAGGUUGUGAUCUCAGUGACCUGACCGAAGUCGAAGUGGAACCGGUAAACACAACUGACAUCAUCAAUGAAGCCCACGCCGAUACUUCCGGUCCUAAUCUGAACAACUCCACGAAUACGAGCAUGAUGGUGAUCAAUUCUAGUACAAGCAGCCUGGAGGAUGUAGUGGACAACCAACGCAGCCCAGAACCGAACAAUGAUGAGCUGCCAUUGGAUUGUGCUAAGGUCGAAUCGCAACAAAUCCAGGAUUCUCAGCAGCAAAGUGACGUCCUUUCGGCACCGGAUCUGCAGCUGGAUUGGGUCACCGAUACGAGCAGUAUCAGCGAUGAUAGUGAUGUCGUUGUGGUUUAUCCAGACGCGGAGAAUGGGCGGGAACCGAUUGAUCUGACCAAUGAAUCUGAAGAUGAAAAUGUUGGUUGGAUGGGCGACAGAAGAAUCGACGAAAGUCGCAGUCUUAGCAGUCUGGGACGUUCGCCAACGUCUUCGGAGCAGAAAGCGCGUAAUUUCGUAAGCCGGUCGUCGGGAUUCAUGGCCUACGGGACCCAUCCGGGAGGAGGUCGGAGUUCGACGCUGCCGGAACCUGGUCCUUCAACAUCACAGCCGCAGCAGCAGCAUCAACGUCUCCGACAGUACCACAGUCCUCAGCAGUCGCACUCGCCCAUUCCUGCACAGAGGCACUUCCGCACGUGUCAGCACCAUGGUGCACUAGAUGGUGGAUUUUCUCCUAGUGGCCGCCGAUGGAACAUGGUUCCGCGAACACCGCGUCAGGAUGCCAGCAUGAUGCGACCGACGCCAUUAUUGUCGACGAACUAUCCGGCCGCGGGUCAUUCCCAGGAUAUGCAUCGUUCCACGGUGGACGGAGGAACGGCUGGCACUGCUUCCGGUGGAAUUGUUGAUAAUGCGACUAAUAGCAAUGCUGGUACGGUUAUUGACAACACCAGCAGCGGUAGUUUUAGUCGCAUGAAUCCGUUCUUCGGAUACGACUUUUUGGAUCGGGAACAACAGACGAUGAACUCAAGUGUCGGGAACUCCUCAAGUGGCAGACGAUGGAAUCCACGUGGCGAGGACGUUAGUAGGUGCAGUGGAGACGCAAACGAGCAAAGAUUGGGUGGUGCUCAUGCGCCGGUUGAUACCCCCAUUGAUUAUUCUAAUAGGUUGGGUCCGACCGGUAGAGACUAUGAUGGAGCAAACAGUCGUAGAUUCAACGACGACAACAACAAUCAAUCCGGAUACGAAUCCGGACGACAGGCACCACCUCCAGCAGGAAGCAGUCAACCAGAAUCACGAGGCUACCGCAAUUAUAGCUAUUCGAAUCGGAAUCGUUACCUGCACUCAGGUGGAGUUCGACCGCCUUAUGCGGUUCACGAAAAUCUUUGGAAUCGGCAACACAAUAUGCAAGAGGCUCAUCGGCGCAUCAUGAUGAUGGGAGAUGUUCUUAAUGAUUAUAACGAACGCUCAUCGCCUCACCACGGAGCGUUGCGGUCGAGAAAUAAUCUGAUCAAUUCUUCGUACAACAGUGGAUCUGGAUCUAACGCUGCUCAUUCCGGCGGUGCUGGCCCUAGUGGAUCCGGUACAAGAGGAGAACUCUUCGAUGAUGGCGGACCGUACUGGUCUGAUCGCAAUUUUAUUCCCCAUUCGGGCGGCCACAGCUAUCAGCAAGAUCUGCGUGUGUUCAACCAUCGACCGAGGAGAGUCUCGUACCAUACCACCGUAUAUCCACCAAUGAGGCGAAACGAUCACCAACAUGUCCAUCAUCACAUGUACCAUCACUUCCAACCGCAAGCUAUUCUGAACAACGCACCUCAAGUUCACUUCAGCAUAGGGCUUCGCCCGAGUCUACUAUCUAGCCUGAAUCGCUUCGUGCGCGUUAUUGAGGAUACGUGUUCCAAUCGGGGGGCCACACAGGAAAUGAUCGAACACAACACGUUCCCACACAAGUACAAACGAUUACGUCGUGCCAGUGAGACGGAUGAGGAUAGCGAAAAGUGUACCAUCUGUUUGUCUCAGUUUGAAGUCGACAACGACGUAAGGCGCCUCCCGUGUAUGCAUUUAUUCCACAAGGACUGCGUCGACCAGUGGCUGGUGACCAACAAGCACUGUCCGAUCUGUCGGGUCGACAUCGAAGUGCACCUAACCAAAGAUUACAGUAUAUGACGGCCGGAUGGAGACGGUCAGGUUCGACCUCCCCGCAGGACGCGCAUCGAAGUUUAUGAUUUCGAUGAGACCAGCCGCCGCCAUCAUCAGCGUGAUUCUCCGCCGUUGUAUUUUGCUCCUUCGCAUCAGCGCCUUCCGUCUUCAUCGUACCACCGAUCAUCAGCGGUCUCAUUCGGUGGCGAAGAUGAUGGAACGUUUGUCUUUUUUCCCAGAGAGAGUUAGAUUUUGUUAUUUUGAAGGACAAGAUUUUCGAGUCCUGAGGCUGGAAUACUAGCGUUUGUGAUGCAUCUCUAUAAAUUUCCGUUUUUUUUUUCGAUAGCGAAUUCCAUUCAUUUUUUUU